Molecule: messenger RNA, 2946 nt
Organism: Camarhynchus parvulus
Lineage: Eukaryota; Metazoa; Chordata; Aves; Passeriformes; Thraupidae
Gene: ATP6V0A2
Product: ATPase H+ transporting V0 subunit a2
Exons: 20
Coding region: 323-2692 (789 amino acids)
Biological process (GO): proton transmembrane transport; vacuolar acidification
Cellular component (GO): plasma membrane; vacuolar proton-transporting V-type ATPase complex; vacuolar proton-transporting V-type ATPase, V0 domain
Molecular function (GO): ATPase binding; proton-transporting ATPase activity, rotational mechanism
Source: RefSeq, a predicted model, not a curated record
CCGCCGCCAUGGGCGCGCUGUUCCGCGGCGAGCCCGUGUGCCUGGCGCAGCUCUUCCUGCAGAGCGGCUCGGCCUACGAGUGCCUCAGCGAGGUGGGCGAGCGCGGCCUGGCCGAGUUCCGAGACGUUUUUGUGCCUUCUCAGCUGACAAGCACAGAGCUCAUGCAAAUUGUCUCCAGGAAGUUGCAGGAACAGCUGUGGUUUUCUAGGGGAGGUUACUAUUUCAAACCCCUAAUAAGCAUUUUGUCCUUCUCCUUCAGCUUAACCCAAAUGUGAGUGUGUUUCAGAGAAAAUAUGUGAAUGAAGUGAAGAAAUGUGAAGAAAUGGAAAGAAUACUUGGGUAUUUAGUACAAGAAAUUAAAAAAGCAGAUAUUCCACUUCCUGAAGGAGAUGUUGCUCCUCCUGCCCCCUUGCUGAAACACAUUUUAGAAAUCCAGGAACAGCUGCAGAAGCUGGAGACAGAAAUGAGGGAAGUAACUAAAAACAAAGAAAAACUGAGGAAAAACCUGCUUGAACUGACAGAAUACAAGUACAUGUUACAGAUCACACAGAAUUUUGUCAGGAGAACACCUGAGUAUGAAUCCCAUUUACAUGGAAAUUUUGAAGAAUUUCCUUCUGUGGAGAAUGAGCCAUUGGUGGAUUUCAACCGCACGCACAGACUGAGUGCCUCGCUGGGAUUCAUAUCUGGGUUAGUUCACAUAGCAAAGAUAGAAGCAUUUGAAAAAAUGCUGUGGAGAGUCUGUAAAGGCUAUCCCUUUCUUACCUAUGCAGAGUUGGAUAAGGCUCUGGAAGAUCCAGAUACCGGUGAAACCACAAAGUGGGCUGUUUUUUUAGUGUCCUAUUGGGGUGAACAAAUCGGUCAAAAAGUUAAGAAGAUUUGUGACUGCUAUCGCUGUCACGUGUACCCCUACCCCGACACCACCGAGGAGCGCCAGGCCGUGGUCGAAGGACUCAACGUUCGUAUUCAGGAUCUUGAAACUGUGCUGAAUAAAACUGAGGAAUACUUGCGCCAGGUCUUGUAUAAAGCAUCAGAAUCCAUCUAUACUUGGGUUAUCCAAGUGAAGAAGAUGAAAGCCAUUUACCACGUCCUCAACCUGUGCAGUUUUGAUGUCACAAAUAAAUGUUUAAUUGCUGAGGUUUGGUGUCCAGUGGCUGAUCUCCAGAACUUGCGCCAUGCAUUGGAGGAGGGCUCAAGGAAAAGUGGAGCUACAAUUUCCUCAUUCAUGAAUACCAUCCCAACAACACAACCUCCUCCGACUUUGAUACGUACCAAUAAAUUCACCUCAGGGUUCCAGAACAUCGUUGAUGCUUAUGGAGUUGGAAGCUAUGGGGAAGUUAAUCCAGCUCUCUACACCAUCAUCACUUUCCCCUUCUUGUUCGCGGUUAUGUUUGGAGACUUCGGGCACGGGCUGCUCAUGUUCAUAUUUGCACUCCUGACAAUACUGUAUGAAAACCACCCUAGGUUAAAAAGAGCACAAGAUGAGAUAAUGAAAAUGGUAUUUGAAGGCCGAUAUGUGAUAUUGUUAAUGGGACUCUUUUCUAUAUACACUGGAUUGAUCUAUAAUGACUGCUUUUCAAAGUCAAUAAAUAUAUUUGGAUCUGGAUGGAAUGUUUCAGCAAUGUAUGAAAAGGUUUGGAGUGAUAAGGAUCUGGAAGAUAAUCGAUAUUUAGCACUGGAUCCAAAUGUUUCUGGUGUCUACAAUGGAGCUUAUCCCUUUGGAAUUGAUCCGAUAUGGAAUUUGGCAAGCAACCGUCUCACUUUUCUAAAUUCAUUCAAAAUGAAAAUGUCUGUGAUCUUCGGAGUGACUCACAUGACAUUUGGAGUUAUAUUGGGGCUGUUUAACCACUUGCAUUUCAAGAAGACUUAUAAUAUUUAUUUGGUUUUUAUUCCUGAACUUUUAUUCAUGUUGUGCAUAUUUGGCUACCUGGUGUUCAUGAUCUUCUUUAAAUGGUUGGCAUACUCUGCAGAGAACUCCACAGCUGCUCCCAGUAUUCUGAUACAAUUCAUUAACAUGUUCCUGUUUCCUAGUGGUGAAACAAAGAGCUUCUUCAGUGGCCAGAUUCCUCUGCAGAAGUUUUUACUUAGUGUUGCUUUUCUUUGUGUUCCUGUAAUGCUGCUUGGUAAACCACUUUAUUUAUACUGGUUGCACAGUGGAGGCCGAGGCAUAAGAAUGUAUAGGAGUGGCUACAAGCUUAUCCGAAAAGAAAGUGAAGAAGAGCUUUGUCUCCUGUCAUGUCACGAUCUCGAAGAAGGUGUCACUCACUCAGACAGCGGGCACAGAGAGGGGGAUGCAGAGGAGCCGAACUUUUCAGAUCUUUUUAUGAACCAAGCAAUUCAUACCAUUGAAUACUGUCUGGGAUGCAUCUCUAACACAGCCUCAUACCUGAGACUCUGGGCAUUAAGUCUUGCUCAUGCACAGUUAUCAGAAGUUCUGUGGCAGAUGGUGAUGAGAGUGGGUCUGCGUGUGGAUACGAUGUACGGUGUCCUUCUGCUAAUCCCAGUGAUGGCAUUCUUUUCUGUGCUGACAGUUUUAAUUCUGCUGGUCAUGGAGGGGCUUUCUGCUUUUCUCCAUGCUAUACGACUUCACUGGGUGGAAUUUCAGAACAAAUUCUACUCCGGUGGAGGAUACAAGUUUAUGCCUUUCUCUUUUAAGCACAUUUCUUUACAUUUUAAUAAAGAUAGUGCAUUAUAAUUUGGCUGCUGUCAGCAGAAAUGUUUGGAAUUGUCUGCAAGUAACUGUGAUUGGAUCUUGCCUAUGAAUGGUUUCUUGUGGAACGAAGUGGUUUUCACUGAUUGCCUUAUAAUGCAGCCAAACAAUUCUGUAAAACAUACCUCCCACAGAAAGACAUAGCAGAUCUGGAGCAUCUUGUAAAAUAUAUAGAUAUAAAAUGUACAUUUUUCUUGAUAAACUAAUGUUGUAAAUUAAUUUUAUUCUUAAAAAAAAAA